Molecule: messenger RNA, 1232 nt
Organism: Lepus europaeus (European hare)
Lineage: Eukaryota; Metazoa; Chordata; Mammalia; Lagomorpha; Leporidae
Gene: NUDT14
Product: nudix hydrolase 14
Exons: 5
Coding region: 74-916 (280 amino acids)
Biological process (GO): nucleoside phosphate metabolic process; ribose phosphate metabolic process
Molecular function (GO): metal ion binding; UDP-sugar diphosphatase activity
Source: RefSeq, a predicted model, not a curated record
CGCGCCGGCCGUUCCCAGCGGGCGAGGCCCCUUCCUGCGCCGGCCCCGGCCCGCGCCUGUCCCGCGCGCCGCCAUGGAGCACAUCGAGGGGGCAGCCGUGGGCCCCUGCACCGCGUCGCCCUACCUGCAGCCGCUCACGCUGCACUACCGCCAGAAUGGCACCCAGAAGUCCUGGGACUUCAUGAAGACCCACGACAGUGUGACCCUGCUCCCGUUCAGCUCUUCCCGAAGGAGCCUGGUGUUGGUCAGGCAGUUCCGGCCAGCUGUGUACGCAGGUGAGGUGGAGCGCCACUUCCCAGGGUCGCUGGCGGCUGUGGGCCGGGAGGGGCCCCGGGAGCUGCAGCCGGCGCUGCCCGGCGUGGCAGGGGUGACGGUGGAGCUGUGCGCCGGCCUCGUGGACCAGCCGGGGCUUUCGCUGGAGGAGGUGGCCUGCAAGGAGGCAUGGGAGGAGUGUGGCUACCGCCUGGCUCCCUCCAGCCUGCGCCGGGUGGCCACAUACAGAUUCUGGCGUGGCCGCUGUGCCAUCCCAUCCUACGACCGCGGUCACCACUCUUGCACACUGUUCGUGUCAGUUCCUCAGGCUGGGUGCCCGUCCCCUGCUGGCCACUGCCUGCUGAGGGAGGGGCUCCCUCCCUCUCCUUGCCAGCUUGUGACCAGGGGCCGGGCCCUCACUCCCCAGGGCACUCUGGGUCCCAGUUGCCUUCCGGCCAGCUCAGCAGUGCCAUCUCAGGUGCCCACCACGGAGCCCUCACUGGUCCCGCAGACUGUCCCUUUGUCCGUGGGUGCAGACCAGGGCCUGGCCUGGCCUGGCAGCCAGCACAGGACACACUGCAGGUUGGAAGGAGCCCUGGCUGGGCCCCCAGUGGAGCAAGGGGUAGGGGUCUGCGCGAGGACUCAAGCACCCCUCGGUUUCUGAGGCUCAGGGUGGGCGUCUGGGGUCUCGCUCGGUGCAGGGUGCUUGCUGGCCGUCGGCCGGGGGCUUUGCUGUGCGCACGUGACGCUAAGCCCACCCAGGAAGGCCCCUCGUGAUGAACCUGUGUCCUCACACCUGCUGUGUGUGGUGUGAUGCCCCCACCAGCGAUCGGGACUCCCGACGGAGAGUGGGCCGAGGGGCUCAGGAGACCCUGUCUCGGCCGCAGGUCUGGGGUGGGGCUGACUGGCUCCUGCCAGACCAUGUUCUACGCGGAGGUGACCGACGCCCAGCGCAGCGGCCCAGGCGGGGGCCUGGCGGA